Molecule: messenger RNA, 1685 nt
Organism: Lacerta agilis (Sand lizard)
Lineage: Eukaryota; Metazoa; Chordata; Lepidosauria; Squamata; Lacertidae
Gene: ITFG2
Product: integrin alpha FG-GAP repeat containing 2
Exons: 12
Coding region: 58-1419 (453 amino acids)
Biological process (GO): regulation of TOR signaling
Cellular component (GO): KICSTOR complex
Molecular function (GO): protein binding
Source: RefSeq, a predicted model, not a curated record
CACCCACGCCUCCGCUCUGGCCAGAAGGCCUCGGGCCUCCGUGGUGGGCGGCGCGCCAUGAGGUCGGUCAGCUACGUGCGGCGGGUGACGCUGGAGUUCGGCGGGAGCCUCUUCCCGCGCGCCGUGUGCCUGGGCGACGCCGACAACGACGCGCUAAAUGAGCUAGUGGUGGGAGACACUAGUGGAAAACUAUUCAUAUACAAGAGUGAUGAAAGCAAGCCUUGGAGUGUGCGCUUAUGUCAAGGAAUGCUCACUUGUGUUGGUGUUGGGGAUGUAUGUAAUAAAGGAAAGAAUGUGGUUGUUGCUGUGAGUGCUGAAGGGUGGUUCCACCUCUUUGAUCUCACUCCGUCCUCCAAGCACCUUGAUGCCUCAGGCCACCAUGAGCUCCCAACAGCAGAAGACCAGAAGCUUGGAUUCAAGCAACACAUUCCUGCCAACACCAAAGUUAUGCUGAUUAGUGACAUUGAUGGAGAUGGGAAGAGUGAAUUGGUGGUGGGAUAUACAGACCGUGUGGUGCGAGCCUUUCGCUGGGAAGACACAUCUGAGAGUUCAGAGAAUAUCACGGGACAGUUGGUGCUACUCAAAAAGUGGUUGCUGGAGGGACAGGUGGAUAGUCUGUCUGUAAAUCCAGGCUCAGACUGUUCUCCUGAGAUGAUGGUGUCCCAGCCUGGGUGUGGUUAUGCAGUCUUACUGUGUACUUGGAAAGCAGAGCAGCAGAGGAUAGACAGUUCGGCAGCUAGCAGGGAAGCCCCAGUCCGGGAUGUCAUUCUCCAUCAGACAUCAGGUAGAAUUCACAACAAGAAUGUUUCCACUCACCUCAUUGGCAGCAUUGGCAGAGGGACUUCCAAGAAGCAUGCUGGCUCAGGUCUGUUUGCACUCUGCACCUUGGAUGGGACCCUGAAACUGAUGGAGGGAGCUGACAAGCUACUGUGGUCAGUACAGGUUGACCACCAACUUUUUGCUCUAGAAAAACUGGAUGUUACUGGGAAUGGCCAUGAGGAGGUGAUUGCCUGCGCUUGGGAUGGACAGACGUACAUCAUAGACCACGGCCGCACUGUGGCUAGGUUCCAAGUAGAUGAAAAUGUGAGUGCCUUCUGUGCAGGUCUCUAUGCCUGCAAAGGAGGCUGCAAUAGCCCUUGUCUGGUAUACGUCAGUUUCAACCAAAAGAUCUACAUCUAUUGGGAUGUGCAAUUGGAGAGAAUGGAAUCUACCAGUUUGCUGAAGAUACUAGAGAGUAACUCCGAAUACAAAGAUCUCCUGCUCCAGCUGGGUGUCGCUGGAGAUGAUGUUUCUGCGGUCAAAGAUUUGAUUCACAAGACACUCUACUUUCCAGAGGAGCAGCUAAAUAGUCCUUCUCAGUUCAUCCCCACAGCUAGAUCCUCUUCCAGGUGCCAUCCUAUUUCCCAAGAAAUCUUAUGAGCAGAUGACAUAUACUCACACAGUGAACAGCUCUGCUUCUCAUUCUGCUGCCCCUCAUUUGUGCAAAUUAAGCACUGUUAAGAACCAGGACUCUGAAUGAAGGGGUUGGAGUAGCAGCAUGAAUCUUCAAGUGAAGCUGCUGACUGAAGUCAACGUAAUAGGAAAUGCCCUUUUCACAUUUGUCUCAAGGUCCUCAUUGCUGUUGUUACUUUCUCAUCAGUCACUUUAUCUGCUGAAAACUUUAAUAAAGGUAAUUUUAAAAGAUC